AAUAAGAAAAAGAAAAAAAAGUGAAAAAGCGUUGGCGCGACUAUUCCGCUUAGACUUGAAGCAAAGAAUGAGCUCUAAGAGCAAGAGACCACCGCCUGACCCGGUGGCUGUGCUGAGAGGUCACCGCGCUUCCGUCACCGAUGCUUGCUUCCAUCCGUCGAGACCCAUUCUAUUCACCGGCUCUACAGAUGGUGAGAUGCGGAUUUGGGACACGAUUCAGCAUCGCACAGUAUCAUCUGCAUGGGCUCAUAGUGCUGCCCAUGGGAUUAUAGCCGUUGCUUGUAGUUCUUUGUCGGGUACCAACAAAGUUAUCAGUCAGGGCAGGGAUGGAACUGUCAAGUGUUGGGACAUAGAAGAGGGAGGUCUCUCCAGGGCACCUACACUUACAAUCAGGACAAAUGCUUACCACUUUUGCAAGCUUUCCUUGGUGAAGAAACCUAUUGCUAAUGUGAAGCAAGCCUACCCUGAUGUGCUAGGGAAGGAAACUGUUGAUAUAGAAAGUUCCGAUGAUAGCAGAGGAAAGACUGUGGAAAAUCAAGUAGAGGGUUCCAACACCUUUCAAGGUGGAUUUGUAGAAGAAACAUAUGUUGAAGGACUUAAGUAUGUGGCUAUGGCAGGAGAGCAAUCUUCUGAGGUUGAGAUUUGGGAUCUCAAUACUAGUGAAAGAUCUGUACGGCUACCUCUAGACAACUUUGGUGGUUCUUCCAGUUUCUCUACUAAGGAGAGAGGAAUGUGCAUGGCAGUUCAAUCCUUUCUACUACCUGGAUCACAGGGUUUUCUUAAUGUCUUGGCUGGUUAUGAGGAUGGUUCCAUUCUUUGGUGGGAUAUACGUAAUCCAGGGGUUCCUGUAACUUCUGUGAAGUUCCAUUCAGAGCCAGUUCUAAGUUUAUGCAUUGAUGGAUCAUGCAAUGGAGGUAUCUCAGGGGCGGCAGAUGACAAGAUUGUAAUUUACAAUUUGGAUCAUCCCAUGGGUUCUUGUGUUGUUAAGAAAGAAAUUAGUUUAGAACGGCCAGGCAUAUCCAGUACCUCAAUUCGGUCAGAUUGUAAAAUCGCUGCAACUGCUGGCUGGGACCACAGAGUUAGAAUAUACAAUUAUCGCAAAGGAAAUCCUCUGGCAAUUCUGAAAUAUCACCAUGCCACGUGUAGCUCUGUCUCAUACUCAACCGACUGCAAGCUGAUGGCUUCUGCAUCAGAAGACACAACUGUUGCACUAUGGGAACUAUAUCCUCCUCAAACUUGAAGCAGGAGUGGAACUAAUAUUGUUAUCCUGCUACUGUCUGCUCAAGUUGCUCCAGCAAUUAGGUUCUAGUCUAAUGUGACAAUGUGAAUGUUGUCACACUUCCAGCUCUUCCUUAAGAAAACAAAUCCCACAGAUGAAAUCAGCUUUUGCUGACAUUUCCAGAGAAUGUUGACUGUAAAGAUUCACCAUUUCUUUCAGAACCUAUAUUCUUCCUUUUGCCGCUUUGACAGACAAGAAAGUACUGGGAAGGAGUGCAAAUCUUGAACCACGACGUGGAGAUUAAGGACUCAUCUGGAAGAUAAGGAUCUAAUCCUGAAACUAUCCCAUUGCUUUAAAGCCUUAAACUGGGGUCUUAUCAGACUACUAAUUAAAGUUUAUCUGAGUCAAGACCGAUCAACAUCACUGCCCUUCCAUAUUUUGUCAUAACUCGUAGUCCUGUGGAUAUGACAACAGCUACUGAUUCCAGGGAAUAGUUCUUCACGUGGUGAUUUUUUCCAUUCGCUCAACAGUUCACAUCACUUUGAUACUGACA
Molecule: messenger RNA, 1772 nt
Organism: Theobroma cacao (cacao)
Lineage: Eukaryota; Viridiplantae; Streptophyta; Magnoliopsida; Malvales; Malvaceae
Product: Transducin/WD40 repeat-like superfamily protein
Molecular function (GO): protein binding
Source: RefSeq, a predicted model, not a curated record